AUGUCAGCGAGUGCCGACCCCGCGGGGAAGGGGACAGCCGAAAGUUGCCGGGUGAGUGCUCGUCCGCCUUAUGUAAGCCGAUGUAACGGUCAAUUCAUUUUUCCCCCGCAAAACUUCUGGGAAAUCCCGCUUACCACAUCGGUGCUUCCUCCACAUUUUCUCCAUAUUCUUCCCCUCUCAUCUCUUGGUCCUUUUUCUGCCCUAUAUCAUUUUGGUGGUAAUGGGUCCUCGACUCCCUCGGCACCCCCUGUUUCUGUCACUUCCGAAACUCUCGCGAUGUCCAUGCUAGUCCGCCCUCAGAAGCGAAAACUCACCGAGACCCUUGACGAUGGACCUCGGAAACACAGCGCCCUCAAUCCAUCCACCCCCUCUCUCUCACGACCCCCGUCUCGCCGAUUGAGCGAGAACCGAGAAGUAUCUCGGGAUUCAUCGUCGCGCCCACCCUCGCUUAGAGAUUUGCACUCAAACCGCGGAUCCCCCGUGCUGUUCGAAAAUGGUCAUCUCCAGACACCCCGGACAUUCAGCCCGAAGGCUUCAAUCGUCUUGAUUGGGAUCCGGGGCACUGGUAAAUCCAGCCUGGCAGUCAUUCUAGCCGCAACAUCCGGCCGGCGCUUGAUUGAUGCAGACCGCUAUUUUCAUCAGAGUGUCGGAUGUCCCCGUGCGGUGUUCAAAAAAGAAAAUGAUGGGCUCGUAUAUCGCCAACAGGAAGCGCGGGUGUUUGAAUCAAUGCUGGGAGACAACCAAGAGGGCUGCGUGAUUGCUUGUGGAGCUGGCUCAAUGGAGAGGAACGGCCAAAGGCUUCUCAGAGAAUACGCGCAGACUCAUCCCGUCAUUCAUGUGAUUCGAGAUCCAGAGAGUAUACAAUUGUAUUUGAAAGCCUGGGAUACCCAGAAAGUCCGCCACUUCUUGGAUUUGUCCGGUCCGAUAUACCGCGGGUGUUCCAACCUGGAAUUUUUCAACUUAUCGGAGGCCCGGAGUGACUUAUCCACCGACGGUGAUGAAUCGCCGGCAGUCAGAACGGAGCCCAGAUCGCAUACUCCGAUACCAUUCCUCACACUCAAACGAGUUCAGCGAGAUUUUCUCCGAUUCAUUGCUUUUAUCACCGGUGACAUUGCCGAACUCAAUAGCCAACAUGCAUCCUUCCCUUUAUCGCUAUUGCCGGUGGAAUCUCGAACCUAUACAACCGCAGUCUCAGUACCGUUCUCCAGGGUGUGCGAGAAAGGCAUUGACAUCGAGGAGCUAGAAUUUAGCGCCGAUGCCUUUGAGCUAGCCAUCGAUGUGACGGAUUCUUCUGGGCAGCCAAACCUUGACUCGAGUCUCGCAGACAGCAUCAGUCAGGCGAUUGCAACUAUUCGCCGCAAUAUAAUUGUGCCAUUGAUCUACCAUGUGGAAAGCUACCCUACUGUCGGUUCUCUUUCCCCCAGCCAACCUCCCACACGCAGCUCGGAUGAGAUUUACUUGAACCUCGUCCGGCAUGGGCUGCGGUUGUCUACGGGGUUUUUGACCGUGGAUCUCUCUCGUGAUGAUCAUGUGCUUUCCCAAAUCAUUGCUGCCAGCGGACGAACAAGAAUCAUUGGCCACUUUGAAGCCUUCCAACCGCUGCCUGGUGGCUGGGAUGGGGAUGGCUACAUGAAAGUCUACGAAAGGGCCCGACGACUAGGUUGCGAUAUUGUCAGACUUUGCCAACCAGCUGAGACACCGGAAGACAAUAUUGCGGUGCAAAGGUUCCGCCAUCGGGUUCAUAGUCUGCCUGUCACCCCCCUCUCACUAAUUGCUUACAAUACCGGACCACUGGGGCGCAUGUCUCGCUGCUUCAACCCGGUCCUCUCCCCAGUCACACAUCCUUCACUGGUGACGGAGAGCCGUACCCACUUACGAUCAUGGGUCACAGCGCGUGAGGUUCAGCAGUCCCUUUACAGUGCCUUCGCCUUGGAUCCCAUGCAAUUCUUCGUCUUUGGUGCCAAUACCACCUAUAGUAUGUCUCCGGCAAUGCACAACACUGCCUUCAAGAUAUGCGGCUUACCACACAACUAUUCCAUCCACCAAUCACCCACUUUACGGGGCCUCAACGAUCUGGUGGAGAACCAAUACUUUGGCGGAUCCAGUGUCAGUCUGCCAUAUAAGACCGAAUGCAUCCCUCUACUCCACUCAAUGUCUACACACGCUCGCGCCAUUGGCGCAAUCAACACCCUCAUCCCCAUUCGCAACGUCCAGGACCUUGACAAUGUCCGCCUGCAGGAGUCCUCCGUCUUCCUUGAAAAGUGUCGUGCGGGCCCUAUCAAGGGCCUACACGGUGACAACACCGAUUGGAUCGGAAUCUGCAAUUGCAUCCGCCGGGGUCUCUCCCCCGCGAACGCAGUCCGCUCAUCCACAACCGGCCUCGUGAUUGGCUCUGGUGGAAUGGCCCGCGCUGCAAUUUACUCCAUGAUCCAUCUCGGCGUCCAGCAUAUCUUCGUUUACAAUCGCACAGUGGCCAAUGCGGAGAGGCUGGCCCACCACUACAACCGACAAGACCUUCACUCCAAGGAGGCCAGCGGGUCUGGCCGUCCUACCGUUCAUAUUCUGGAGUCUCUGUCAGAUCCCUGGCCUGCUGACUUCAAGCAACCUACCAUCGUCGUCUCGGGUAUCCCUGCCCACAGUAUCGGCGGCGAGCCUGCACCAAACUUCCAAAUGCCCACCCAGUGGCUGGAAAGCCCUACAGGUGGUGUUGUAGUCGAGUUGGCAUACAAACCUCUCAACACCCCUCUCAUGAAACAAACCAGAUCUCUUUCCCAUCGCGGCUGGGUAGCCCUGGACGGUCUCGACGUCCUCCCGGAACAAGGAUUCGCGCAGUUUGAAUUGUUCACUGGCCGCCGCGCCCCACGCCGUGUUAUGCGUAGUAUCGUGCUCCAAGAGUACAAAGACGACGAAGGCAAUGAUGAUCAUGACGCGAUCCAAGAUCGAUUGCAGCAGAUGGACGGUCAGCCUUCUUGA
Penicillium salamii is the source of this 2973-nucleotide messenger RNA. NCBI's taxonomy places the organism in Eukaryota, Fungi, Ascomycota, Eurotiomycetes, Eurotiales, Aspergillaceae. The record is from the annotation of a GenBank genome assembly.